AUUCCACUGCCAGGCCAAUUUCAAUCAGAGUCAAGUUUUUUAAGCAAAAAUGACGCACAAUUUAUCAGCAAAAAAAGAGAAAAGAAUAACAACUGCAACAGCAACAACAACAGCAAGAAUAAAUUCCAGCUACAAAAUGUUCUCCCGCCAGUGCCUUUCCAGCUCCCCUCGAUCUAGCAACCCCCGCUCAUCAUCCACAACAUCAGCUUUGAUAAGAAACCACCGUCGAGUUCGGCACUUGGCCAGACCGACAACAAACUUGAACAACUGGAACUGGAACCUUCGCCUCUUGGCAUUGAUCACUGCCAGCGGCUGUUUAAUGCUCAGUACGCCAGCGAUUGCUGCUUUCGAUAUUGCUACGUGCAAUGUGCCCCUGGGCAUGGAAUCUGGCACAAUUACAGAUGCUCAAAUCACAGCUAGCUCAGCCCAUGACACGGGAUUUGUUGGGCCACAACACGCAAGACUGAAAACCGAUAAUAAUGGCGGUGCGUGGUGCCCCAAGCACAUGGUGUCCAAUGCUUUGAAGGAGUACCUGCAGGUGGAUUUGCUGCAGACGCAUGUGAUAACCGCCAUACGCACCCAGGGUCGCUUCGGCAAGGGUCAGGGUCAGGAGUACACCGAGGCCUAUGUGCUUGAAUAUUGGCGACCGGGCUUCGACAAAUGGCAGCGCUGGAAGAACAUUCAGGGCAAGGAGAUACUGCCCGGCAACAUCAACACAUACAGCGAGGUGGAGAACGCCAUGCAACCGAUUAUAUUUGCCUCAAAGAUACGCAUUUAUCCAUAUGGUCAAUACGAUCGCACCGUCUGCCUGCGCGCCGAGAUUGUUGGCUGCCCCUGGGAAGAGGGCAUUGUUUCGUAUAGCAUACCGAAGGGAGUGCAGCGCGGCAUGGAAGUGGACUUAUCGGACAAGACAUAUGAUGGCAAUGAGCAGGGCGAUCGCUAUGUGGAUGGUUUGGGUCAAUUGGUCGACGGCCAGAAGGGCAAGGACAAUUUCCGCACGGAUAUUCACGGAUUUGGCAAAGGCUACGAAUGGAUUGGAUGGAGAAAUGAUACGCCCGGUCUGUUGAGCAAACCCGUUGAAAUUGUUUUCGAAUUCGAUACGGUUCGCAACUUCAGUGCCAUCGUUUUGCAUACAAACAACAUGUAUACCAAGGAUGUGCAGGUUUUCGUUCAUGCCAAAGUGUUCUUUAGCAUUGGCGGACGCUACUUCUCUGGGGAGCCCGUGCAGUUCUCGUAUAUGCCCGAUACAAUAAUGGAUCAUGCUCGAGAUGUUACGAUUAAGCUGCAUCAUCGUGUGGGCAAAUAUCUGAAAAUCAAUUUGUACUUUGCCGUCAAAUGGAUUAUGCUAUCUGAGAUCAGUUUUAUAUCCGUGCCGGCGAUGGGAAAUUUCACAGACGAACAGGAGCAGCGAAAUAAUGCGCCAGGCAUCGCGCAGGAUACACGGGAAUAUCCUUUGCAGAGCAACGACUAUCAGCACAAUCAUAAUAAAAACAAAAUGAAUGGCGGCAUAGCUGGCGGCGCUGGUGGUGGUGGUGCCAGCAACGGUGGCGCCACUGAUGCCACCGGCAACAACAACAAUUUCAACAACGGACCUCAGUUAAUUGCUCCACGGCCCAUCGAUCAGGAGCCGAGCGAGGCGAAUUUCAUUGGCGUUGUCAUUGUUGUUCUAACAACGAUAAUUAUUCUACUGGUGGCCAUCAUCCUUUUCAUCGUGUCACGCACGAAGCGAGCACGCGGCAGCAACGUUCUCGAUGCAUUCCAAUACAGCUUCAAUCCCAACACUCUGGGCGGCAAUGUCGACAAGCAUCGUCCCAAUGGCAAUAGCAUUAAGGCCAGUGUCGACGACAGCGAUUCCAUUGGCAAGAACAGCCUUUACCACGAGCCCUUCAAUGUGAACAUGUACACGAGCGGCGUGAACGGCUACGCAGCGGUUAAUGAUUUACAAUGUAAUAUGACGCCAGACUAUACAGAUGUGCCAGAAGGUGGCUAUGCGGUUCCCCAUAUGCAGGACUACAUGCCGGCAACGAAAAUGGCCAACGCAGUCGGUGGUUAUGUGAAUGUGCGACGCACGCCGCCGCCACCGUUGAGCAGCAUAUUCCCCAGACCGCCCACAGUGCCACCGCCACCCAUGGAGAAAUACUAUGCGACCACGGCCAUAUUUAAGCCCAUCAAGGGAGGAGGCGGCGGCAGCUCGACGAGCGGCGGUGGCAGCAACACCAACACGGUGAGCAGCGGCGGCGGCAAGAGCAGCCACAGCAAUCAGGAUCAACUAAAUGGCAUCUACGACGAUGGCAUGGGCACCAUGAACACCCAAUCGACGGCACCAAUGAUCAAUCCAUAUACCAGUGGCAAUAGUGCUGCUGCUGCUGCAGCGGCAGCUGAUUUUCAGCGUGCCAGAACUUAUAAUUUCCGCAGCUAUCCCGAUAAUCUCUAGUUCGAAGCCUCGCUCAAGUUGGCAGCAGCAGCGGACGCUGGCGGCGAUCUGCCCCUUGGCAAACGCAGCAGCGGCAGCAGCGCAGCCUCCACAACGAUGCCGAAGAAGCCGCAGCAUCUUAGCAUCGCGGGCGCCAGCAGUGGCAACACCAAACCAAAAUAUAGCUUGACGCUGCACAACAACAAAUAUGCCACGAACAACGGCAAGCAGCAUGCCACAACGGUGCGCGACAAUCAUCAUCAUCAGCAGCAGCAGCAGCAGCAGCAGCGGCAGCAUCUCAAGGCGUUGCGGCUAACACGCGACGUGGCCAAUACGGAUACAGGCGCCAUUGACUAUAAGCGACCGGUGCUGACGGGUCUCUCGCCCGCCGACGAUGUGGGCGUUCAUCUGAGUUGCAGAAGUGCGGCUCUCAAGUCUGCUGCGGCUGUCAACAGUGAAGCUUCGACUAGUGUGACGACAACAAAUGCAACUAAAUUGACGAUCGAAAAUGGAAAUGUUAACGCAACGGCAAAUGCAAAUCCGUUGGCGAAUAGUGUUAUGAGAACACAAAACAAUAGGCUGUGGUAUCAUUGAUGAAAACCCCAUAUUAAAUGGAUUUGAGCUCUAAAACUCUACUCGGACAUACAUGAACUAGAAAAUAGAAAAUCAAAUGCAAAUAUUAAGUACUCGUAAUCGUACGUAAUCGUAAAAUUGUGUUAGUACCCGCCCCUCCCUUAUAUGGAGAGCACAACGCGUCGAACAAUUAAACCCACUGAGCAAAUGGAAAAGUUAAUUUAGCAAAGUCGAAUAUCUAAGCAAAAUGUAGCGUCGAAUAUAUGCCAACGAAAUGAUAAUGAUACAACUUAUAGAAUACAAUCUGUAAAUACAUAUAUAUGAAUACCUAGUAUAUUGCACGGUGUGCAAAACGUAGUGAAAAAUGCAUAUGAUAGUAAACCGAGCUGAAUUUUUAAGAAAAUUUCAAAACAAAGCAAAACGCAUACAAAAUGGCACUAGUUUCUCAUAGAUCAAAUGCAAUCGAACAGAACAUAAAGAAAAUAUAAGAAAAAUAAAAAUGAAAAUGAAAAUGAAAAAAAAAAAACAAAAAACGAAUUUAAGGUCUAGCAUUUAGCGACACUUAUUGUUUAUAAAACGAAACAAACAGAAAAGAAGGAAGAAAUACUAUUAAAUGAAGAGAUAAAGUAACUAGCAUAUAAUAAAGUUCAACUGAUUUUUAGUACCUUUCCGAA
Molecule: messenger RNA, 3660 nt
Organism: Drosophila grimshawi
Lineage: Eukaryota; Metazoa; Arthropoda; Insecta; Diptera; Drosophilidae
Exons: 12
Coding region: 50-2434 (794 amino acids)
Source: RefSeq, a predicted model, not a curated record